Messenger RNA from Chenopodium quinoa (quinoa), 1572 nucleotides. RefSeq names its product putative FBD-associated F-box protein At5g56700. Lineage: Eukaryota; Viridiplantae; Streptophyta; Magnoliopsida; Caryophyllales; Amaranthaceae. The transcript has a single exon. The record is from RefSeq and is a predicted model, not a curated record. Gene Ontology annotation, molecular function: protein binding. The coding region runs from base 1 to 1572 and encodes 523 amino acids.
AUGGAUUUUAGAUACCAAAAAUGUUUUGGACUUCAAGGUGACGAAGACAGAUUGAGUUCACUUCCAAGUUCAAUUCUCAUCGCUAUUCUCUCACUCCUUCCUAUCAAAUUCGCUGUCAUUACCAGUGUGUUAUCAAAGAGAUGGUGUCGCCUUUGGACCUUCAUCACCGCUUUUCGCUUCGACGAAUCAACUAGUAAGGAUUUUAAUGCAUCUUCUAUCAUUAAUUAUGUUUUACCUCAACUUUUAUCCCCUGAAAUCAAAACCUUUGUACUCCUUCUCGAUGACCACCCGUACCAAGCCUCCGAGUUUGGUUAUUCUCACUCCUUAUAUAAUAGCUACACAAGUCAAGAGACUUACCUUACGACUCUAGGAACCAAUAUCGCCUCGUGGCUUCAAUUUUUCAGCACUCGAAAAGUGCAGACUAUUGAGGUUAGAUUUUUCGGAGAUAUUACUAGUGAUGAUAAAAUUUCAACCACAUUACCAUCUUGUCUCUUUCAAUGCAAGUCAUUGGUAUCUCUCAUUUUGGGCAUACAACUUGAUAUAAUUACUUUGCCAGAUGAAAUUAGUGUUCCUAAUCUAAAGAUUAUUAACAUGAGUCAUCUUAACGAUAAUCACGAAAAUUUGCUGGCCAAUCUGUUUAAUUCUUGCCCUUGUCUUGAAGAUUUAAGAUUGUCUGGGAAUUUUGAUGAAGAUUUUGAUAAUAGAGAUGGGGGUAGAGACAUUCAUGUGGUUGUUUCGUCAUCAAAAUUAAAGUCAUUGUGUAUUCAUACACGCAAUGUGAGGGGAAAAGUUGGGACCAUUCAUGUAGAUAUUGAUGCCCCUAAUUUGAAGGUGUUUGAAGCUUCAGAUGUAAGUCACUCAGAGUUUAGGUUUGUCUGCGAACCAAGAGAGUUACAAAGUGCAAGCUUAACGUAUUCCCAAGGUCGAAUGAGUAGAGGCACAGAGCUAUUUUGGGCAUUUCGUGGUGUUAAAGCUCUUAUGUUGUGUUUUACUAUGGUAAUUGCUUUGAAUGGCUUGAAUGGUGAUAUUCAAUUGCCAACAUUUCAUAAUUUAAGACAUCUUGAAUUUACAAAAACAUCUCAUACUUGUUGGAAAACGUUGCUACGUUUUCUUAAUCAUGCUCCCAAUGUUGAGAAACUAACUAUUAGGAUGAGCUCAAUUGAUGAGAUAUUGAAAGUUAUGUGUUCAUUGAUAUUAAUAUCUACAGCCCCGAGAUCAAUUCCUAUAGAUACUCCACCUCCGUGCUCGUUGCAACGUGUCAAAGAGAUAACUAUUUGCCUUAAGGGGCUAGGAUACGACCAUGAGGCGAUGUAUUUGUUAAUGUAUUUAUUAAAUAAUGCAAGCGCCUUAGAACUGCUGGUUGUUGAGGUUUCUGCUAGUGAUGCUGAUUGUCAGGGCGUUGGAUACAGAGUCAAGCUAUUUAAUAUAUACGUAACAUUGAGGAUGCUUCUACAAACUUCUUUGUCACGUCGUAUUCAAGGUGUUUUGCAACGUGUUAAAAAGGAGGAAUUGCCUUAUAUGGAUUUUCAUGACAGUGAAUUAGAAGAAAGCUCCAGUGAAUUAGAGGAAUAA